CGUGUCCGAACGCACAGACGUCGCUGAGUUCCCUUUCUUCGCACAGCACCAGCCCAAUUGAACCCCACUGAACCCACUGGAUCAGUGUGUUCACCAACGGAAAGAUAGAAGAGACGCUGAGCAUCUUGGGGAGGCAAGAGCAGUAGCAUCCCACCGCAGGCACAGCACCAGUGCUCCGAAAUCACACUCUCAACAACACUCCGUAAUCCCCACCUACCCACAACCAACAUGGUCGACCGUAAACGCCCACGCCCCACCUCCCCAACCCGCCCCUUCAGCGACGACAACCCGGCCUCCUCGCCACCCCCCCGGAAUGGCGAUGAAGCGCAGCCAUUUGAAGAGGAAGCAGAGGAAGCGGAUGAAGUCUUCGUGGACGAUGUGUUGGAUAGAGAUUACCGUGAAAACGUGCGCCUCGACCGAUACGAGAUCGACGACGCGGCCGAAGCCGAGGAGCUCGACGCGAUGGAUCUCGAGACCCGGCAGCUCGUGGAGGCGAAAUUGAGACGGCGCGAUCGCGAGGCGGCUAGACGGGAGGGGAGGUUGCCUGCUGCUUACAUGGAUGAUGAUGAUGAUGAGGAUCUGGACGGCCCCAUGCCUGUGCGCAGACGCCGGAGACAUGGGUUGGACGAUCUGCAGAUGGAUCUGGAUGGCGAGGUGGAAGUCCCCGCCGACAUCUCCGAUGUGCGCGGCCCGCUCAACGAGUGGGUGAUCAUGGAUGGCCCACGCCAGACCAUCAAGCGCGAAUUCCACCAUUUCCUGACCUCGUUCGUGAACGAGCAGGGGGAGUCGGUCUAUGGAGAGCGGAUCCGGAAUAUGUGUGAAGCCAACGGCGAAUCCCUCGAAGUCAGCUACGUGCACCUCGCAGAAGUGAAACCGAACCUCGCCUUCUACGUUGCCAACGUGCCCGCCGAAACAUUAAAGAUCUUUGACGUUGUGGCCCUGGAGGUGGUGCUGAUCGGGUUUGAGGAGUAUGACAAGAUCAAGAAUGAGAUUCAUGUCCGGAUGACUGAUUUGCCUAUGUGUGAGACUUUGCGGGAUCUGAGACAAACACAUCUCAACACCCUCGUCCGCGUCACGGGCGUCGUCACCCGCCGCACGGGCGUCUUCCCCCAACUGAAGUACGUCAAGUACGACUGCGUGAAAUGCGGUGCCGUCAUUGGGCCGUACUACCAGGACGCCAACACGGAGAUCCGGGUGGGAAACUGCACGAGUUGUCAGUCUAAAGGGCCCUUUAAUGUUAAUGCUGAGGAGACGGUGUACAGGAAUUAUCAGCGUCUGACGCUCCAGGAAACUCCCGGAUCGGUGCCCGCCGGACGUCUGCCGCGGCACAAGGAUGUCAUCUGCUUGUGGGAUUUGGUCGACUAUGCGAGGCCUGGAGAGGAAGUGGAAGUCACAGGAAUCUACCGCAACAAUUUCGACGUGUCGCUCAACACGCGCAACGGGUUCCCGGUCUUUGCCACGGUCAUUGAGGCCAACUCGAUCACGAAGAAGGAGGAUGCAUUUGCGAGCUUUAGGUUGACGGAGGAUGAUCAGAAGAAGAUUCGGCAGUUGGCCAAGGAUCCGAAGAUUUUGAGUCGGAUCAUCAAAUCGAUCGCGCCCUCCAUUUACGGGCACGACGAGAUCAAGACGGCGCUCUCUCUCGCCAUGUUCGGCGGCGUCUUCAAGAACCCCCAAGGCAAGCACCGACUCCGUGGCGACAUCAACGUCCUCCUCCUCGGCGACCCGGGAACGGCCAAAUCGCAGUUCCUCAAAUACGUCGAGAAAACCGCCCACCGCGCCGUCUACACCACCGGCCAGGGCGCGUCCGCCGUCGGUCUCACCGCCUCGGUGCACAAGGACACGGUCACGCGCGAAUGGACCCUCGAAGGCGGCGCGCUAGUCAUGGCCGACAAGGGCGUGUGCCUGAUCGACGAGUUUGACAAAAUGAACGACCAGGACCGCACAUCCAUCCACGAAGCCAUGGAGCAGCAGAGCAUCUCGAUCUCCAAAGCGGGCAUCGUCACCACCCUGCAGGCCCGCUGCGCCGUCAUCGCCGCCGCCAACCCGAUCCGCGGACGAUACAACUCCCAAGUCCCCUUUUCGCAGAACGUGGAGCUGACCGAACCCAUCUUGUCCCGGUUCGAUGUGCUGUGUGUUGUGAGGGAUCUGGCGGAUCCCGUGGUUGAUGAGCGGCUGGCGCAGUUUGUGGUCAAUAGCCAUAUACGCAGUCAUCCGUUGUAUCAGAAGGAUCAGGAUGUGGAGGAUUGUGUGGCGCCGCCGCAGGAUGAGGAUAUCAUCCCGCAAGACUUGCUGAAGAAGUACAUCAUGUACGCGCGCGACAAGGUGUACCCGCGCAUCGCCGAUAUCGACCAUAACAAGCUCGAGAAGCUGUAUGCGGAGCUGAGGCGGGAAUCUAUGAUGACGGGCGGGAUCCCCAUCACGGUCCGGUACCUCGAAUCCAUCGUGCGCAUGUCGGAAGCGUUUGCGCGCAUGCAUCUGCGCGACUUUGUGAGGCAGGACGAUGUCGACCGCGCCAUCUCGGUCACGAUCCGGAGCUUUAUCUCGUCGCAGAAGUAUUCGGUGAAGAAGCAGAUGGAGAGGGCAUUCGACAAAUACCUCUCCCGCGACCGCGACUUCUUCGAGCUCCUCCAACACAUCCUCUCCGAGCUUGUCGCCGAACAUAUCCGCUUCGACUUUUACCGCAACGACGCCAUGCCCACCGGCGAGAUCCGCAUCGACGCUGAGGAGCUGGUGGUCCGCGCCCGCCAGCUGAACAUACAUGAUUUGGCGCCGUAUUACCAGAGCAGGAUCUUUAGGAGUGCCUUUAGGUUGGAUGAACGGGCGGGGGUUAUUGUUAAGAAGAUGUAGGGAUAAUAGUAGCAUAUGAAUUUCUGGACGCACCAUGGAAUGGAUUCCGUUCGAGGUUGUGCUUACUUCCAUGCCAAAUGUGCAACUUCCAUGCCAUGGGAUAUAGUACAAAUAACAGACAUAACAGACAACUCAAAACUCCAGACGCGUCAGGACAGCAGCUUCUUGCAUCCAUGCAAAAGCAACCCCCUUUCUGAGCAGACAUAUUCGGUACGCCACAGUUGUGCCGUACGCCACUGUAGUGCCACUAUAGUACACAAGAUAGAUACAACUCAAAACUCCAGCUUAACCUCCCACUCCCUCC
Molecule: messenger RNA, 3151 nt
Organism: Fimicolochytrium jonesii
Lineage: Eukaryota; Fungi; Chytridiomycota; Chytridiomycetes; Spizellomycetales; Powellomycetaceae
Product: MCM2/3/5 family-domain-containing protein
Exons: 13
Coding region: 229-2847 (872 amino acids)
Biological process (GO): DNA replication; mitotic DNA replication initiation; double-strand break repair via break-induced replication
Cellular component (GO): MCM complex; nucleus
Molecular function (GO): 3'-5' DNA helicase activity; single-stranded DNA helicase activity; ATP binding
Source: RefSeq, a predicted model, not a curated record